GCUCCCCCCAGAAUCAUCAACGCACUUCCAUGUCUAACUAAUUAGACACCCUCCUAUCUCCAAUCUAUCUUGUAUACCAAUCCUCAGUGACUGGUAACAGCACAGUCGCGCUUAUGCGUUUGGCACCUUCCGUCUUCACUUCUCAGGACUACAUCUCGGAUCACCUCUGGAAAGCUUCCGGAAACUUCUGAAUCCACUUCACACAACCCGCCGUAUUCUUCUUUCACAUCAAAUAAAUCCUAUCACAAUGUUCGCUCGUGUGUUCAAGGCCAUGCCCGCCAGGGCCCCUGCCUUCACUUCCGUGAAUGCUUCUAUCCAGUCCCGCUUCAUGGCUACCGUCCGUCAGGGACGUCCCGCCACUGAACGUGCCACUUUCACGAUCCGAGAUGGCCCCAUCUUCCAUGGAAAGUCCUUUGGAGCCCGCUCCAACAUUUCCGGUGAAGCCGUCUUCACCACCUCUCUGGUCGGAUACCCCGAGUCCUUGACCGACCCCUCCUACCGUGGUCAGAUCCUGGUCUUCACCCAGCCUCUGAUCGGUAACUACGGUGUCCCCUCUGCCGAGAGGGACCAGCACGGUCUGCUCAAGUACUUUGAGUCUCCCAACCUCCAGGCCGCUGGUGUCGUCGUGGCCGAUGUGGCUGAGCAGUACAGCCACUGGACCGCCGUCGAGAGUCUCGGUGAAUGGUGUGCCCGUGAGGGUGUGCCCGCCAUCUCCGGCGUCGACACUCGUGCCAUUGUCACCUACCUCCGUGAGCAGGGUUCUUCCCUCGCUCGUAUCACCGUCGGUGAGGAGUACGACGCUGACCAGGAUGAGGCCUUCGUCGACCCUGAGCAGAUCCACCUGGUCCGCCAGGUCAGCACCAAGGCUCCUUUCCACGUCAGCGCCGCCGACCCCCAGUGCCACGUCGCUGUGCUCGACUGCGGUGUCAAGGAGAACAUCCUGCGUAGCUUGGUCAGCCGUGGAGCCAGUAUCACUGUGUUCCCCUUUGACUACCCCAUCCACAAGGUCGCCCACCACUUCGAUGGUGUCUUCAUCUCCAACGGCCCCGGUGACCCGACUCACUGCCAGGACACCGUCUACCACCUCCGUCGCCUGAUGGAGACUUCCCAGGUACCCAUCUUCGGUAUCUGUCUGGGUCACCAGCUCCUGGCUCUGGCCAACGGUGCUCGCACCAUCAAGCUCAAGUAUGGUAACCGUGCCCACAACAUCCCGGCUCUGGACACCACUACUGGCCGCUGCCACAUCACCAGCCAGAACCACGGUUAUGCCGUGGAUGCUUCCACCCUGCCUUCCGACUGGAAGCCCUACUUCGUCAACCUGAACGAUUCUAGCAACGAGGGUAUGAUCCACAAGACUCGUCCCAUCUUCAGCACCCAGUUCCACCCCGAGGCCAAGGGCGGUCCCCUGGACUCCUCUUACCUCUUCGACAUCUACCUGGACAGCGUCGUCAAGUACAAGAACCAUCAGCUGGCGUUCCACCCCAACCGGAACACUGUUCCCAGCCCUCUCUUGGUUGACCUCUUGGCCAAGGAGCGUGUGGGCGUUCAGCCUACCAUUGGCAUGCAGAACGUGGCCGCCGCUGCUGCUGCUGCCGCCGCUGCCGCUUAAAGGAAUGUCAUUUGGAACUGGAGUUUGGGUUUGGGUUUAGGUCGGAAUAUCUUUGGUUGUACAUGAUUCAUUCGGUUUAGAUUGGGUACAUUUCGGUUUAGGAAUAUAUUUUCACUUCAC
This is a messenger RNA of Aspergillus costaricaensis CBS 115574, 1729 nucleotides long. It is a transcript of the gene cpa1, whose product is annotated as carbamoyl-phosphate synthase (glutamine-hydrolyzing) CPA1. The transcript is spliced from 2 exons. Lineage: Eukaryota; Fungi; Ascomycota; Eurotiomycetes; Eurotiales; Aspergillaceae. Gene Ontology annotation, biological process: 'de novo' pyrimidine nucleobase biosynthetic process; L-arginine biosynthetic process; L-glutamine metabolic process. The record is from RefSeq and is a predicted model, not a curated record. Gene Ontology annotation, cellular component: cytoplasm; carbamoyl-phosphate synthase complex. Gene Ontology annotation, molecular function: carbamoyl-phosphate synthase (glutamine-hydrolyzing) activity. Bases 248 to 1609 code for a protein of 453 amino acids.